This is a messenger RNA of Rhagoletis zephyria (snowberry fruit fly), 1368 nucleotides long. RefSeq names its product endothelial lipase. Gene Ontology annotation, biological process: lipid catabolic process. NCBI's taxonomy places the organism in Eukaryota, Metazoa, Arthropoda, Insecta, Diptera, Tephritidae. The record is from RefSeq and is a predicted model, not a curated record. Gene Ontology annotation, molecular function: serine hydrolase activity; lipase activity.
AUCCCAUCUAAGCAGAUAUAAGAAGCUUCGCAAAAACGCUGGAAAUCUUAGUAACAAAUCGGUAUAGUAGUGGUGCGAAUGAACAUUUAUUGGCGUAAUUUUAGAGUGGAGAAAAAAUAUUAAAAUUAAUAAAGUAUAAGUAUUUGAAAGAGAAAGAUCGAAAUGACCUCGGUGAUAUUCAUUUUAUUCUUUAUAUUACAAGGCGCUUAUUCUUUCCAAGCUACCGCGGUUUUCGUACAUAACAUAGAUGACUUGAUAUCAAAAGCCAAUAUUUACUAUCAGAAACCCGCAACUUCUGCUAGUAUCGGCGAACUGAUCUUGAGUGAGGUGGAGCAGUUGCCUACGAAAACUGAUAUAAAACUCAUUAUACAUGGUUUCACUAGUAGUCGGUCUCACUUCUCCAUUACACCGCUGAGGAAUGCAUAUCUCGCUAAAGGUAAGGACAACGUUCUGCUCGCAGAUUGGUCCGAUGCUGCUGGUGUGGAUUAUCCCACCUCUCGUAAGGCGAUUGUACAAAUUGCGAAACAGUUUGGAGAGCAACUAAAGGAGUUUAUGGACAAACACGAGAUCGCUCCCGCUGACGUGCACGUCAUCGGCCAUAGUUUAGGUGCACAUGUCGCUGGCAAUCUUGGUGAUUACUUUAAUGGCACUUUGGGACGUGUAACCGGUUUAGAUCCCGCUUUGCCGCUGUUUACACCGCUCUCCGUCGAUGGCUUACACCACUCCGCGGCACAGUUCGUCGAUGUAAUACAUACAGACUUUCCGGUAUUUGGCGAUGGCACUCCACGUGGCAAUGUUGAUUUCUAUCCGAAUUUCGGAACUGCACCACAACCAGGUUGUGCCGAUAUGGAUGUGCUACUGAUUGCAAAGCAAUUACUAUUUGAACAAUAUAGCUGUAGUCAUAAUCGCGCAGUGUUCUUAUAUGCUGAAUCUAUUGGACAGCCGGCGAGCUUUCCAGCAGCAUCAUGCACUCUAAGUGGCAUCAAAACGUUGAACGUCAAUGGUUGUCGAAGAAAGGUGGAUGAAAGUGAGGUGAUUUAUAUGGGAGAAGAGGUGUCGCGGAGUGCCACUGGAUAUUUUUAUCUGCCAACCAAUGAUGCACCACCCUUUGGCAUGGGAGCAAAUACCAACUUCUGACUUAGGUAGGAUCCUGAGGUUCUGAGCAGGUGGGAUGCUUAUCCGGCGGAGGACCAUAGCAACGUGAGAAGCGAGAACUUUCGCGUUUUAGUUGUAUGGAAAAGGGCUACACUCCCGUUUAUUACAAACGUUAUAAAAAGUUUAUUUAUUAAAAAUGAUUGAAUUGCAUAUGUCUAAUUACAUAUAUAUGUAUGUAUGGAAAUCACGUAAAUGUUAAAAUGUUCAUGUCCG